Messenger RNA from Prunus persica (peach), 3094 nucleotides. Its product is annotated as P-loop NTPase domain-containing protein LPA1 homolog 1. The transcript has 8 exons. The record is from RefSeq and is a predicted model, not a curated record. Bases 332 to 2470 code for a protein of 712 amino acids. Lineage: Eukaryota; Viridiplantae; Streptophyta; Magnoliopsida; Rosales; Rosaceae.
GAUUUGCAAUUCCCGCACCGAUCGAAGCCCAAAUCGGUCAUUUGAGAUCAGACUGUGGAGAGAAGAGAGAGAGUGUGUGCUUGCAAAAAGACGAGAGUUUUAGAGAGAGAAAGUGGUGUGUUGGAGAGACAGAGAGACUCGUGGAGGGUCGCUGUGUGCGAUGCGUGGAGGGGGGGAGGGCAGGUGGUGAGUGGCGAGAGAUUGAGUAAAACGCCGAGAUCGCGUUCUUGAAAAUGGCGGAUCAUCAAGCUAAAGCCGUUAGAGACUGAGAAACAGCUCUUUACUUUCGGUUUUUUGGCUCUUCAAAUCUCUCGAUCACCGACUUUCAGAGAUGACGGAGGCGGCGAAGGUGUUGUACAUAGUGGUGGUUGACGAUGAAGCUAAGAGAGAGAAAGGAAAAGAGUCUUUUCGAUAUACGCGCCCUGUUUUGCAAAGCUCUUUGCAACUCAUGGGCUGCAAGCCUCGGCAUGCCUUUAAGAUUAGCCAGCGGGUUUUCGAAUUGAUAAGAAAUGAAAGCUCAUCUAGUGUAUUGCUUCCAGAAGGAACAGAAAAUGUUUCCCCUAGUAAAGCUGAGGCUUGCAAGCAUUUGGUUUCAGGGAAGGAUGAUAGCAAUAAGAGUGUUCCAUUUGAAUUGUACAAAAUACGCACGACUGUUGUUGUUGCGAGAGAAACUUUCUUAGAUGUUGUUUGUGAUGCUUUGGCUGAGUACAAGUAUGUUGGUCCCAACCAGAGGGCGGACUUAGCUUUGGCAUGCAGAAUCCGUGAAAGGAAGGAAUCUGUGACUGUACUGUUGUGUGGCACUAGUGGCUGUGGAAAAUCUACUUUGUCCUCAUUGCUGGGUAGUAGGUUGGGAAUCACAACUGUGAUAUCUACUGACUCAAUUCGGCACAUGAUGAGGAGUUUUGUGGACGAUAAACAAAACCCUUUGCUCUGGGCUUCAACCUACCAUGCUGGGGAGUGCUUGGACCCAGUGUCUGUUGCAGAAGCAAAAGCCAAAAAGAAAGCCAAAAAAUUAGCUGGAACUUUACACUCACUUCCCAAAGAUGGAAUGCCUGAUGGCUCUGCCUUUGGGAAAUCUGAUACCCGGAUGUCAGAUGUUGGUUCGAGUACUGCUGAAUUGAUCAGUCCAAAGCAGAUGGCAGUUGAAGGGUUUAAAGCACAAAGUGAGAUGGUGAUUGACAGUCUUGAUCGGCUUAUCACUGCAUGGGAGGAACGAAGAGAAUCAGUUAUUGUCGAAGGUGUUCACCUGAGUCUUAAUUUUGUGAUGGGGCUUAUGAAGAAACACCCUUCUAUCAUUCCAUUCAUGAUAUACAUCACAAAUGAGGACAAGCACAUGGAACGAUUUGCCGUUCGUGCAAAGUAUAUGACGCUGGACCCAGCAAAGAACAAAUAUGUGAAAUAUAUCCGAAACAUCAGAACAAUCCAAGAAUAUCUCUGCAAGCGAGCUGACAAGCACCUUGUCCCCAAAAUUAACAAUACUAAUGUUGACAAGAGUGUGGCAGCCAUCCAUGCAACCGUCUUCAGUUGCCUGCGUAGGCGUGAAGCAGGGGAGCAACUUUAUGAUCCCCCAAGAAACACAGUUACUGUAGUGGAUGAGGAGUACAGGAACCAGUGUGCAGCCAAUUCUUUGAGUUCUAAGGGGAUGUUUCAGCUGAUCCAGAGGAAAGGUUCAACUAGGCAUCUGAUGGCUCUUGUAAAUACUGAUGGAUCUGUGGCAAAGGCAUGGCCUGUUGAUUCAGUUGAUCGGAAUGGGAAGCCUAUAUUUUGCCAUGGGACUGACUUGGAGAUUGGCACCGCAGAGCAAGUAAAUCUUCAGUUUGGUCUCUAUGGGAUCAGUGCUUGGCCCAGUGAUGGUGGCCCGAGUUGUGCUGGAAGUGUGGAUGAGUCGAGGGCUGAUGGAACUGAGAUUGGAAGAAGUCAUCCCUCUUCUUGCUGCAGCUCGCCACGGAUAUCUGAGGGGCCUGCCAAAGAGCUGAAGGAAGAAAAUUCAGUGCAUGGAAGUGAUGAAGAGGUUGAUGAAGAGGCUGAUGCAGGCAGUGAUGAGGAAUUAAGUGAUGAUGUUGACAAACAGGACUAUGAAGAGAUAGGGUCAGUGGAUGAGGAGUCUACAAAAUCGGAUGAAGAGUACGAUGACCUCGCAAUGCAGGACGUGCAGGGAAAUGGAUACUGGUCAGGAGAGGAGAAGAGAGGGGACAAUCCUAAGAUCUUCCCCAUUUCCGAUGAUCAAUCAGCCGAUAAAGAAGGGGAUAAGUAUCGCCAGAACCUGGAUCUUUUCCUUAGAACUAGACACCAAUCAUUUUCUGAACCAUUGUGCUCAUACUCAUCUUUGUUCUUGGAGAAGAAUGAGAUGACAAUGCCGUGCUCUGGCAAUGUGAAAAUUAGAAAACGACGUUCCCUUAGCAUUCCAGCCUUGGGAAGGCGUGGGUCAAUAAUCAGGGGUCCCAUACUUUCUGGAGCCCCUAAGUGCUAGGACAACUAUUUUGUUGAAGCUUUAGUGUUCUCAUAUCCUUGCCUUUUUCUCCCUUAUCUAUGUUUAGCCUCCUUUUGUAGAGUAAUUAGGUAACUUAAAAUCUUCCUCAUUUGUACAGUAAUGCUUUUAGGCAGUUGCAGUGGAAUGGAUCUAAAAUGUAUUUUUGUUUGGUACUGUUAGCUUUGUUAGAAUGAGAACAUGAUUUUAGGGUAGUUUUGAAUAUGGGGUGCAUUCUAACAUGAUUUAAUAGUUGUAUGCUAGCGCUAUCUAUGGUUGGGUAACCAACCUGCUUUUCAUUAUUCUUUCUAACAGGGAUGGAAUCGGUUGUUUUUUCAAUCUCUGUUCAAGAUGUAUUGGCCCACUAUUCACCAAGUUGCUGAGGCCAGCAAGGGGAGGAGUUGCAUCUGGCUGAGAAUGGGCAUAUAGAGAUCCGGCAAACAAUAACACAAUCCGGCUUCGGUAGCGAAAGUGCUUCUACACUCUUUCAGUAGAAGAUAGGAAGAUAGUUUUGGCUUUUAUUGCUUCACUUGUUCACAAAUCAUAAGUGAAGGAUUUUUUUUUUUUUCAUUUGACCCUAUAUAACUUGGUUUAUGGCCGAUGCGUUGCUUUCUUUCCUGUAAAAAA